Messenger RNA from Ziziphus jujuba (common jujube), 2575 nucleotides. RefSeq names its product long-chain-alcohol oxidase FAO2. The record is from RefSeq and is a predicted model, not a curated record. Gene Ontology annotation, molecular function: long-chain-alcohol oxidase activity; flavin adenine dinucleotide binding. Bases 235 to 2499 code for a protein of 754 amino acids. NCBI's taxonomy places the organism in Eukaryota, Viridiplantae, Streptophyta, Magnoliopsida, Rosales, Rhamnaceae. The transcript is spliced from 3 exons.
UAAAAAUGAAUUGAAAGGGCGGAUGGGACGCAUCGAGUAACAGAAAAACCCAAUUAACACUUAGAAAUGGUCAUGUAUUUCAUGGUUCAUCCUAUAAAUAUGCUUUUUUGUUUGGGUUAGAAUUUUAAAACAAAGCAGUUUCGUAAUCAAAUAAAAACUCUGGCAGCAAAUUACUAUAGGGUGCUUCUUCUUGUUGUUUUCAAGGCAGAAGAAGACAGUGACUGGGCCUGAGACAUGGAAGGAACCGAGAGUGGUCGUCCUCCUCAUCAUCCUCUUCUUCGAGGUGGGAGAAGAGAAACCACUUACAGUCAUGGAUUCUCUCCAGAUCAAAUUCAAGCUUUGGCCGCCAUUUGUGGGACUCUUAUUCCUUCCCUUCCACUCGAAACCAUCAACAACGAAAACCCAGCUGACAAAUCGCUUCAUGCUUUCUAUCAAGCCUCCGGGUCUCAGUAUCCUAUUCCUGAUGAGGUAGCAGAGCUGAUAGUGAAGAGGGUUCAACCAGAAGCUGUGCUCUUACUGAGCUUGGUGCUGAAGAUUCUGUCAUUCAGACUGGGGACGUUAUUGCUUUGUGGGUUUAGUUGCUUUGAUUGGAAAUGGCCAUUCCUUCACAAGUUUUCUGAACUCCCUUUGGAGAAGAGAGAAGAAAUUCUGAGAAAAUGGUCUGGGCAUAGACAUCUUAUACCUCCUCUUAGAAUAGUGUUCGUGUUGAUUAAACUCUUCUGCUUCUACAACUUUUACUCAAGGACUGAUGAGAAUUCUGAGAAUCCAGCAUGGAAAGCAAUGGGAUAUCAUCUAGACUCUACCAGGGAAAACUUAACCAAAAUCCCCAAGGAGAGACCUCUUGAAAAUGGAAUUAUAGAAACCAUGCAUGAAAGUGAUUCUACUUUUCUUCAAUCUCUCACUCAGAAAGGCCUUGAUGUCAUUGAAGAUCCAAAUAACAACAUCUACAAAAUCAGAUGUGAUGCUGUCGUUGUUGGUUCUGGUUGCGGUGGAGGUGUUGCAGCUGCAGUGCUUGCCAAGUCUGGCCAAAAAGUAAUCGUCAUUGAGAAAGGGAACUAUUUUGUGUCAACGGAUUACUCUUCUUUGGAAGGUCCUUCACUGAAUGAGCUAUAUGAAUCCGGUGGACUCUUAGCAACUGUUGACGGGAAGGUAAUGAUACUAGCUGGCUCCACAGUUGGGGGAGGUUCAGCUGUAAACUGGUCUGCAUCAAUCAGAACACCAGAUGCUGUACUCCAGGAAUGGUCGGUGGAUAAAAAAAUUCCAUUUUUUGCAACUUCUGAUUAUCAAUCUGCCAUGGACGCAGUGUGUAAGCGGAUUGGCGUUACAGAUUCUUGUACAAAUGAAGGCUUUCAAAAUCAAGUUCUACGAAAAGGGUGUGAGAAUCUCGGUCUUAAAGUUGUCUCAGUUCCAAGGAAUUCCUCAGCAAACCAUUACUGUGGUUCUUGUAAUUAUGGUUGUCCAGCAGGAGGCAAACAAGGGACUGACACUACAUGGCUAGUUGAUGCUGUAGAGUACGGCGCAGUGAUUUUAACAGGAUGCAAAGCUGAGAGAUUCAUAUUGAAAAACGAUGGAAAUGGAGGGAUAAGAAAGAAAUGCUUUGGGGUAAUGGCAACUACUUUGAACAAUAAAAUCACAAAGAAACUUCAAAUUGAAGCAAAAGUGACAAUUUCAGCAUGUGGGUCUCUCUUGACUCCUCCUCUCAUGAUCUCAAGUGGACUCGGCAAUCCUAACAUUGGCAAGAAUCUCCAUCUUCACCCUGUCCUUUUAGCCUGGGGAUACUUUCCAGAACAAACAUCAGAAUUCAAAGGCAAAAGUUUUGAGGGAGGAAUCAUUACCUCACUACAUAAAGUGACUGCCGGCAACAACAAUGUUCGUGCCAUUGUAGAAACUCCUGCAGUGGGACCUGCCUCAUUUGCCGCACUAUUUCCAUGGAUUUCAGGCCUUGACAUGAAAGACAAGGUGGUGAAGUAUGCGAGACUAGUGCACCUAUUUGCACUGGUUAGAGAUCAGGGUUCAGGAGAGGUCAAAGAAGAACGUAAGAUCAAAUACAGAAUGAAUCAGUUCGACAAAGAGAAUCUUCAAACUGGUCUGAGACAGGCAAUAAGAAUUUUGGUUGCGGCUGGAGCUGUGGAAGUUGGCACGUAUAGGAAUGAUGGACAGAGAAUAAAGUGUAAAGGGAUAAAGGAUGAGGAAUUGGAGGAGUUUUUGGAUACAGUGAGUGCAGUUGGAGGGCCGAGGUCCAGGGGUGAACAAUACUGGACAAUAUACUGUUCUGCACAUCAGAUGGGAAGUUGCAGAAUGGGGGCCACUGAAGAAGAAGGUGGAGUUGAUGAGAAUGGUGAAAGCUGGGAAGCAAAAGGGUUAUUUGUAUGUGAUGGGAGCGUGCUUCCAACUGCAGUUGGGGUUAAUCCCAUGAUUACCAUCCAAUCCACGGCAUAUUGCAUUUCUAGCAAGAUUGCCGAGUCUUUGAAAAAAGACAAAUCUAUCAUAGAAAGUUAACUUAUCUUUGUUAUUGUAUUGAUUGAGUACGAAAAUUCGUAAUAAUGCGCAUUGUCAUCUUUUUUUUACCCUUUCA